Molecule: messenger RNA, 5302 nt
Organism: Nerophis ophidion (straightnose pipefish)
Lineage: Eukaryota; Metazoa; Chordata; Actinopteri; Syngnathiformes; Syngnathidae
Product: gastrula zinc finger protein XlCGF17.1-like
Exons: 2
Coding region: 205-1278 (357 amino acids)
Biological process (GO): regulation of transcription by RNA polymerase II
Molecular function (GO): RNA polymerase II cis-regulatory region sequence-specific DNA binding; DNA-binding transcription factor activity
Source: RefSeq, a predicted model, not a curated record
AGGGAAUUUGCGGGCUUCUAGCGCAUGCGCAAAUGUACUUGAAGCCAAACAAAAAGACGAGGACCGCAUGCUAUGGUUGUUAAAGUCAUAUGAUUCACAGCAAAUAUAGCAACACACAUAUCUUUAUUUGCAUUUUACAAAGCUAGGAAACGUGCAUUGAGUUGGGAGCGAUAUCUGAAGUGAAGAUUGAAGACGUGAUAGAAGAUGGACGACUACUGCUAUGCUAAGAUGGCGACGUCAUGUCAAAGAGAAAGUGAAAGAGAAUCAGCGCCACCAACUUCCAGCAAAUCACCAACGGAGACAAAGACCAAAGAUGAAGACGUCCAGCAGCUGAUGAGUAAUCCAGAAGAAGUUUCCCCUCAGUCAGGGGGGAGCUCCACUUUGAAGCAGGAGACUCCACAACCACCCUGCAUUAAAAAGGAAGAGGAGGAACUCUGCAUCACUCAGGAGGGAGAGUGUCUUCUAGGACGAGAGGAAGCUGAUUACACCAAGUUUCCACUGACUGUUGUCUCUGUGAAGACUGAAGAUGAUGAAGAGAAACCACAAGUAGACAACCUCUUAGCUCCACUAUCAGAUAGUGAGGCUGAAGACGAAGUUGAAGUAACUUUGAGCAGCGAUACAGACUGUGAAGGUGAUAUGAGGACUCACACUGACAACAAACACUCUGAAUGCUCUUCAAAGAAGAGAGGUAAAACAUGUUUGAGCUGCUCACUUUGUGCUGAAAGUUUUACUAACAAGAGCAAUUUGACUCGACACAUGAGAACACACACAGGAGAUAAACCAUUUAAUUGUUCAGUUUGUGCUAAAAGCUUUUCUCAAAAUAGCAAUUUGACUAAACACAUGAGAACUCACACUGGUGAAAAACCAUUUAGUUGUUCAGUUUGUGGCAAAAGCUUUUCUCACACUAGCUAUUUGACUAAACACACCAGAACACACACUGGUGAAAAAACAUUUAUUCGUUCAGUUUGUGGCAAAAGUUUUUCUCAAAAUAGCUAUUUGACUGAACACAUGAGAACACACACUGGUAAAAAAACAUUUAGUUGUUCAGUUUGUGGCAAAAGCUUUUAUAAAAAUUGCUAUUUGACUAAACACACGAGAGCACACACUGGUGAAAAACCAUUUAGUUGUUCAGUUUGUGGCAAAAGCUUUUCUCAAAAUAGCAAUUUGACUAAACACAUGAGAACACACACUGGUAAAAAACCAUUUAGUUGUUCAGUUUGUGGCAAAAGUUUUUCUAAAAAUGGCUGUUUGACUGAACACAUUAAAACACAUAGGUGAAAAACCAUUUAAUUGUUCAGUUUUUGACAAAAGUUUUUCUUGAAUUAGCUCUUUGACUGAACAUAUGAAAACACACACAGGUGUAAAACCAUUUUGCUGUUCGAUUUGUGGUGAAAACUUCUCCAUUAAGAACCGUUUGACUCAACAUAUGAGAACACACACAGGUGAAAAACCAUUUAGUUGUUCAGUUUGCUGUAAAAGGUUCACACAAUAUGCAUACGCAGUAAUACACAGUAGAACACACAAGGGAAAAUAAGCAAUUAGCUGUUUAGUUUGUGGUAUGUUGCUCAUAUGUGGCGACAUCCACCCUACCCAGGACCUCCUCACUGCUUCUUUCACAAAUAUCUGAGGUAUUCAUACUAACUUGGAUUAUUUGGAGCAUAAUCUUAUCUACUCAUGACCCCAUGUCUUCUCUGUAUCUGAAACCUUCCUGAACAGUAAGAUAGAUGAUGCUUCAAGUGCUUGGUUACUCCUUCUUCAGUCCAGGGACCUGGGGCCUCAUGUGUCAAGUUUGCGCAUGCUCAAAAACCUGCACUACACCCUUUUUCACUGCAAAGUUGAAAUGUAUCAAAACUGAUGUUGACGCAUAAGUGAUGCUGGGUAACUGUUUGCUUAACAAACUGCCAACUUUUCCUCCUCAGACUAUUAAUGUUCAAAUCAGAGACAUAUGAACAAUUAACCCCCCCCCAACCCCCACAUCCCUUGACAUUCGGGCAUAACAGGUUCAAUACGGCCUGAGAUAUGAGUUUGUGAAGUGAAAAAUUCAGCUGCAUUUUUAAUGAAAGACUAUUCUGUUGUAAUUGUGUCUACUAGAUGUCGCAAUAGCAAUUCUGUGAGGCAAGCAAAUAGUUUAUACCGGGGCGAGCAAGUAAACCAAGCAAGAGGUACACGGUAAAGCGGGGCUGUGACUCCUCCCCCUCCAGCCAACGUAAAAGAGGAGUAAAAUAAUCAAUCAGUAACCCCACUUCAAAUGCAGCAUGAGACACUGCACACUGAUAUAGUUCUGUGAAAAUGAUUGUCUUCUGUGCAAAUGUAAAGAAAGUGAACAGUGUGUGAUUUACUGCAAUACUGUCACUCUUUCAACUUUUUAUUUGUGCUUUGUUGAAAUUGUUCACACAUUGCACUGCUUUUAUUUUUCUAUCAAUACACAUUAUGUCUAGAAGACAGGAAGUAACUCAACACUCUUGAAUAGUUUCUACCUCAGUGUGUAUGGUUUGUUGAGUUAGCACAGGAUUAAUAUGUGGAAAUGACAAAUGAGGUAGUUGAUACAUAGAAUAGCUUUCAUUCAUGCUUUAUUUUGUUUUUUGUUCAUUCCAGAUGGGUUGUGACUUAGAUUUAAUGUCAGUGGUUCUAUUAAGUUCAAGUUCAUUGGGUUCUUUGAGGUGUUUCUGAAAAUGCACCAUUUUUUCUCCUCUAAAUGUUCAACUACAAACCCCAUCUUCAUAUAAGAUAGGAAAUUGUGUUAGAUGUAAAUAUAAACGGAAUACAACGAUUUGCAAAUCAUUUUCAAGCCAUAUUCAGUUGAAUAUGCUAUAAAGACAACAUAUUUGAUGUUAAAACAAUUUUUUUUUUGAAAAUAAUCAUUAACUUUAGAAUUUGAUGCCAGCAACACGUGACAAAGAAGUUGGGAAAGGUGGCAAAAAAAAUUGAUUAAGUUGAAGAAUGCUCAUCAAACACUUAUUUGGAACACCCCACAGGUGUGCAGGCUAAUUGGGAACAGGUGGGUGCCAUGAUUGGGUAUAAAAGCAGCUUCCAUGAAAUGCUAAAUAAUUCACAAACAAGGAUGGGGUGAGGGUCACCAAUUUGUAAGUAAAUUGUCGAACAGUUUUAGAACAACAUUUCUCAACGAGCUAUUGCAAGGAAUUUAGGGAUUUUACCAUCUACGGUCUGUAAAAUCAUCAAAACGUUCAGACAAUCUGGAGAAAACACUGCACGUAAGCGAAUAUAUUACGGACUAUUGAUCCCUCAGGCGGUACUGCAUCAAAAACCGAAAUCAGUGUGUAAAGGAUAUCACCACAUGGGCUCAGGAACACUUCAUAAAACCACUGUCAGUAACUACAGUUUGUUGCUACAUGCAAAGCGAAAGCCAUUUAUCAACAACACCCAGGAACGCCGCCGGCUUCGCUUGGCCCAAGCUCAUCUAAGAUGGACUGAUGCAAAGUGGCAAAGUGUUCUAUGGUCUGACAAGUCUACAUUUCAAAUUAUAUUUGGAAACUGUGGACGUGGUGUCCUCCGGAAAUAAGAGGAAAAUGAUAAUCCGGAUUGUUAUAGGCACAAAGUUGAAAAGCCAGCAUCUGUGAUGGUAUGGGGGUGUAUUAGUGCCCAAGGCAUGGGUAACUUACACAUGUGUGAUGGUAUGGGGGUGUAUUAGUGCCCAAGGCAUGGGUAACUUACACAUCUGUGAAGGCACCAUUAAUGCUGAAAGGUCCAUAGAGAUUUUGGAGCAACAUAUGUUGUCAUCCAUGCAACGUUAUCAUAGACGCCCCUGCUUAUUUCAGCAAAACAAUGCCAAUCCACGUGUAACAACAGGGUGGCUUCGUAGUAAAAAAAGUGUGGGUACUUUUCUGGCGCACCUGCAAUCCAGACAUGUCUCCCAUCGAAAAUGUGUGGCGCAUUAUGAAGCGUGAAAUACGUCAACAAGACCCCGGACUGUUGAACGACUUAAACUGUACAUCAAGCAAGAAUGGUAAAGAUUUCCACUUUCAAAGCUUCAACAAUUAGUUUCCUCAGUUCUCAGAUGUUUAUUGAGUGUUGUUAAAAGAAAAUGUGAUGUAACACAGUGGUGAACAUGCCCUUUCCCAACUACUUUGGCACAUGUUGCAGCCAUGAAAUUCUAAGUUAUUCAUUGUUUUUGAAAAAAAAAAAAAAGUUUAUGAGUUUAAACAUCAAAUAUGUUGUCUUUGUAGUGCAUUCAACUGAAUAUGAGUUGAAAAUGAUUUGCAAAUCAUUGUAUUCUGUUUAUAUUUACAUCAAACACAAUUUCCCAACUCAUAUGGAAACGGGGUUUGUAAUUUGAAAUGUUUUGUCAAGAGGAUUAUGUGUGAUGUGUACAUUUUCAGAAUGUGCUUGUUCUAUUUUGGGUCAAAGUAAAUCAAAUAAAUUAACCUGAAGUUGUCGUAGUUGUAUUUUUAAGUUAUCACUCCAUUAUUUUACCCGUCCUGCACACGUGGAAAUAGAUUUUCCUCCACGCAGCCCCUGAGCUAAAAUUGGUUUGACUCUCCUGGUUUGGGUUAAGAUGUUUGUAAUGGGGAAAGACGUUAAUGUGUCUUGUUUUCAUGUUUGCAUUUAAGAUAGUUGACAUUUGUUAACUGGUGAUUAGUGAUGUUAAGUGCCUAAGAUGGUAGUUAUUGAUUAGCAGUGCGAUGAGGGCUUUCUGCUGGUGAGUGAUUAGCACUACAGUUAGAGCCACCUAUCGCCAGGUAGAAAUGAGCAGUUUCACCAACAUUUUGAUGUGAAACCAUAUUACUAACUGUCUGCUGUUUUACAGGAUUCAUGGAAGUUUAUUGUCAUAGCAGCACACGAUACACAUGAGAUGGCACACAAUUUAGUAGCAGGUGAACAAUAGGAUUGGUCCUGGUGGAGAUCUACACUCUUAGUGCUUUUCUUCUUUAUUCAGAGUCAUGAUUGGACUUUCUAAAGGUUUUUAACUAAAACAACUAAGUGGGUUGAAAAAUAUUUCAGUGUUUCUUGUAGUAUUUAAAAUGUAUGCUUUUUAGUUGAGACAACCCCAAAAGGGAUAAGCGGUAGUAAAUGGAUGGAUGGAUUAAUUUUUGUCUUCGAUGUAUGACCUUUUUCUGGUUGGAACAACAGCAAAUAAAAAUGUCUGCACAUGCUAGUAUAUAUAUAUAUUUUUUAUUUUCAAAGAGUAGUUGUCGAUUAUUUAAAGGCCUACUGAAAGCCACUACUAGCGACCACGCAGUCUGAUAGUUUAUAUAUCAAUGAUGAAAUAUUAACAUUGCAACACAUGCCAAUACGGCCGCUUUAGUUUACUAAAUUACAAUUUUAAAUUUUCCACAGAGUUUCU